AUGAGAAUUCUGGCACUCGUCCUUCUUCUGGUAUGUGCGAUGUUUGCGCAUGGAUUGGCUGCAAAGAAAGACGCUAAGCCGGCCGCAGCUCCAGCGAAAAAAGCCGCACCGAAGGCGGCCGCACCACCCCCGAAGGCCGCACCGAAGAAAGCCGCAGCUCCAGCAAAACAAGCACCGAAAAAGAAGGCCUAA
This is a messenger RNA of Cooperia oncophora, 192 nucleotides long. Lineage: Eukaryota; Metazoa; Nematoda; Chromadorea; Rhabditida; Trichostrongylidae. The record is from the annotation of a GenBank genome assembly.